CCCUGGCGUUCCAGAAAGUGCUCUCCCCCGGUCGCGCGGUGGUGUGCCAAAGGUUCCGAGGGAGGCAGGCUGGCCGCGCGAGGGUUCCGGCUCCAUCUUUCCACCAUGAACGAAAACGAGCUGGUUGAAGCAUUUAAAACCCAGAUGAGGACUGAUCCUGAGGUUGCCUCUGCAGUGGCUGCCAUCCGUGUCUUGCUAGAGUUCUUAAAGAGAGACAAAGGUGAGACAAUUCAGGGGCUGAGGGCAAAUCUCAGAAAUGCAAUAGAAACUCUCUCUGGUGUGGAUUCUUCAGUGGCUGUCUCUUCUGGAGGGGAACUCUUUUUAAGAUUCAUCAGCCUCACCUCCUUGGAGAACCCAGACUAUUCCAAAUGUAAAGAGAUCAUGAUUGAACGAGGAGAACUUUUUCUCCGGAGAAUCUCUCUUUCCAGAAACAAAAUUGCACAACUUUGUCAUACCUUUAUCAAAGAUGGUGGAAGAAUAUUAACACAUGCUUACUCAAAAGUGGUCCUGAAAGUGUUAGAAGAUGCUGCCAAAGCAAAGAAACGUUUCAACGUCUACAUCACCGAAUCACAGCCAGAUCAAGCAGGGCAAAAGAUGGCCAAAGCCCUCACUAAACUUGGUAUUCCUGUGAUUGUCAUUCUGGAUGCUGCUGUCGGCUACAUCAUGGAAAAGGUCAACGUGGUAAUAGUUGGAGCAGAAGGAGUUGUAGAAAAUGGAGGGAUCAUUAACAAGAUUGGUACAAAUCAAAUGGCUGUAUGCGCCAAGGCCCAGAACAAACCCUUCUACGUGGUUGCUGAAAGUUUUAAGUUCGUAAGACUUUUCCCUCUGAACCAACAGGAUGUCCCCAAUAAGUUUAAAUACAAAGCAGACACGCUAAAGAAGAGCAAGGAUCUAACAACGGAGCAUCCCUGCGUUGAUUAUACCUCCCCAUCUCUGAUCACCCUUUUGUUCACAGAUCUUGGGGUCUUGACCCCGUCUGGUGUGAGCGAUGAACUCAUUAAACUCUAUCUGUAAA
This is a messenger RNA of Eublepharis macularius, 1015 nucleotides long. RefSeq names its product eukaryotic translation initiation factor 2B subunit alpha (gene EIF2B1). Gene Ontology annotation, molecular function: guanyl-nucleotide exchange factor activity; translation initiation factor activity. Lineage: Eukaryota; Metazoa; Chordata; Lepidosauria; Squamata; Eublepharidae. Gene Ontology annotation, biological process: translational initiation. Bases 106 to 1014 code for a protein of 302 amino acids. The record is from RefSeq and is a predicted model, not a curated record. The transcript is spliced from 9 exons. Gene Ontology annotation, cellular component: eukaryotic translation initiation factor 2B complex.